CUCUGCGCAUCUUCUCUCUCGCUCAUCAUCCCGUCACUGGAAACUUUCAGAAACAGAGAGAGAGAGAGAGAGAGAACGUAGCGCGUUACGUAACGUAGCUGAUCCAAAACCUUGGGCGAAAUGGCCGCUCCUCCGAUCCAGCAAGAAACGGUGCCGUGGCUGCUGGAGAACGGCAGCUACAAGGUGCUGACGAAGGAGGCGCGUCAGGGUCACGGCCACAGCCACCACGGCCGGACGGCGCACAACAUGUCCUCCUCCUCCCUCCGCAAGAAGUCGGACCUCACGCUCGUCUCCAAAGUGCAGUGCGGCCUGCUCCGCUCCUUCCUCACCAAUCUCCAGGAAGUCAUUCUCGGCACCAAGCUCUCCAUUCUCUUCCCCGCCAUCCCGCUCGCCAUCGCCGCCAACUACUGCAACUUCGGACGGCCGUGGAUUUUUGCUCUGAGCUUGCUGGCGCUCAUGCCGCUUGCAGAACGUGUCAGCUUUUUGACAGAGCAAAUUGCUUACUUUACUGGUCCAACAGUUGGAGGGCUGCUGAAUGCAACAUGCGGGAACGCGACGGAGCUAAUCAUCGCCAUAUUCGCACUGUGCCAGAACAAAAUAGACGUGGUGAAAUUCUCCCUCCUUGGUUCCAUUCUCUCCAACCUCCUCCUUGUCCUCGGCACCUCUCUCUUCUGCGGCGGCCUUGGCACCCUCGGCAAGCAGCAAAAAUACGAUAGGAGACAAGCAGAUGUGAACAUGUUGCUGCUGUUCUUGGGGCUGCUGUGCCAAUUGCUGCCACUGUUGUUCCGGGUGGCUGGAGGCUACACCACUGUCACAACCGUCGCUGCCCUUCAGCUGUCGAGAGCAAGCAGCAUCGUCAUGCUCGUUGCUUACGUGGUUUACAUCGUGUUCCAGCUGUGGACACAUCGCCAGCUCUUUGAAGCAGACGAGGAAGCAGGAGAGGGUCAGGAAGAAGAGACGCCUGUGAUUGGAUUCUGGAGCGGGUUUGUCUGGCUGGUGGGGAUGACCAUUGUGAUCGCGCUUCUGUCGGAAUACGUUGUGGCCACCAUCGAGGAUGCUUCCAACUCAUGGGGUCUUUCAGUUAGCUUCAUCAGCAUCAUUCUGCUGCCGAUUGUUGGCAAUGCUGCUGAACACGCGGGUGCUAUCAUCUUUGCCUUCAAAGACAAGUUGGACAUAUCCCUUGGAGUUGCUCUGGGUUCUUCCUGUCAGAUUUCCAUGUUCGUGAUUCCAGUGUGCGUGAUUGUUGCUUGGAUAGCUGGGAUUGACAUGGAUCUGAACUUCAACACAGUGGAGACAGGGUGCCUUGCCGUUGCAAUCAUUACCACAGCCUUCACUUUACAGGAUGGGACCUCCAAUUACUUGAAAGGUUUGAUCUUGCUGCUCUGCUACGUCGUUAUCGGAGCUUGCUUUUUUGUCACCACCACACCUCUAAACCAAGGGAAUCCCAUGAAGGGUUCGGUAGUGAAUUUGGGAACCAGCGGCAGUUUGGCAGCUUAAUUUGCAUUCUGGUGUUGAUGUUAGAAGCUGAUUACGCCGGCGGAAACAGAUAGAUAAAUAUGUAUUCUUUUAUUGCCGAUCGAUCUGUAGCUAGCUCGAGUCGGUCGGUUUGUGUUGUUCUGUCUGAAAGCUGCUACACCGCUCAAGAAAAAUAUGUACGGGUGGCUUGGUGAGGACGGACGAAAGCAAAUCGAUCUCUACCACUGUCCCGAACGGAAUAUAAUACUGGGAACGAGAUUGAGAACCAUCCGUCUCUGCUGCUGCCGCGACCAUGGCCAAUCGUUUGGUUGUUGUUUUUGGUUCUUCUCUCCCUUUUACUUGAUAUCCUGUCUGUUGUACUUGUAUCUAUAUUUUCAUUUUGUCAAUAAAUGGAAAUCAGAAUGUCCACGUUCUUUCGUAUUCCUCCCUUCCAUUAAUGGUACCAUUAAAUUUUGAGAAUGGGU
Linum trigynum is the source of this 1940-nucleotide messenger RNA. The record is from the annotation of a GenBank genome assembly. Lineage: Eukaryota; Viridiplantae; Streptophyta; Magnoliopsida; Malpighiales; Linaceae.